GAUACAGAUCAAGUCUUCACGUUCAGAUUCUGUUCCUCUUGUUGUUUGUUCCGCGUGAAUUUGUUGCUGCCGCUAUUUUGCUCUUGCAUUUAGUAGCCAUGUCUGGACGAGGUAAGGGAGGCAAGGGGCUUGGUAAGGGUGGCGCCAAGCGCCAUAGAAAGGUGUUGCGCGACAACAUCCAGGGCAUCACCAAGCCUGCCAUCAGGCGAUUGGCGAGGAGAGGUGGCGUGAAGCGCAUCAGUGGGCUCAUAUAUGAAGAAACUCGCGGUGUGCUUAAGAUCUUUCUGGAGAAUGUCAUUAGGGACGCUGUUACUUACACCGAGCACGCCAGGCGGAAGACCGUUACGGCCAUGGAUGUAGUGUACGCUCUGAAGCGCCAGGGCCGUACUCUUUACGGUUUUGGAGGCUGAGAUGAAUGCUGCGACGUGUCUUGGUCAAUGUUUAUGGUGUUACUGAACACCACCUCCCGUGCGGAACUUUUUGUCGAACUCCGUCGAUUGUCUGCUCAACCUUGUUAGUGUUGCACUGUUUCCCGUAGAGCUAACCGUGUAAUCCUUGAGUCUACACUUUUCAGUUGAAGCGGUUCCAGACUCUUGGCUUGUCUGGUAUUGAGAUCUUUUGCUGCGAGGGAGUCCUUAUGAGAACACUCAAAUCGGUUUGGAACGAGCAUGAUGGAGGAAUGGUUUAUAUCCAGCUCGAUCCUACCAGGUUUCCGAUGGUUGCCACUUCCUCGUGGUCCCAGGCUUUCCCGAAAUUGCUAUAACGGUGUCUGGCGCUCCCACUUGGAGCACUACGCGUGUAGCACUCUGUUAGUGCUACUGAAACCUUGCAGGCAAACCUCCGGAUGUAUGCCGCAUGCACUGAUGAUACUAGAUAGUGAUAAGAACAAAGCCAUUACUGGUAACUGUUCAUCCGGUUAAACAUAGUAACUCUUAUAUUAUCAUACGUUUCACAUCCUUUGGAAUUACCUCAACUAUAUGUCGUACUGCUGCAUCAAGAUGCAAAUCUUUUCCAUUCAAAGUAUUUUCUGAACGAA
This is a messenger RNA of Physcomitrium patens, 1036 nucleotides long. Its product is annotated as histone H4. Gene Ontology annotation, cellular component: nucleosome. NCBI's taxonomy places the organism in Eukaryota, Viridiplantae, Streptophyta, Bryopsida, Funariales, Funariaceae. Gene Ontology annotation, molecular function: protein heterodimerization activity; DNA binding; structural constituent of chromatin. The record is from RefSeq and is a predicted model, not a curated record.